AUGAUGGACCACGGAACAAGAUCUCAAGCCAGUAGAAAGUGGUACUAUUUCCGAUUCACAAGCUGCGUUAUCUUGUAUUCCCCCGUGAGAAUCUGGCCAUUAGGCAAACAGCUAUUAUGGUCUUUUAGCCCUGUUAGAAACGUUUUGCUGGGCGUAAUGGUGGUUUUUUCAGGAGUAAAGAGAAAAAAAACCAUCUUUAAGACUUCAACGGCCGGACAGAUAGCUAGCGAGGGCAAGACAGUGUUUACCCGUGGCUCUCGAGCUCGUGAGGUGGUACAAAAUGGACGAACAAUCCCUGGUUGCACGAAGGAUUUUUGCAGUUUGGUCGACAGCAUGGUGAGCAUGAAGCAGGGAACAGGCAUCUAA
Microsporum canis CBS 113480 is the source of this 366-nucleotide messenger RNA. RefSeq lists its product as uncharacterized. Bases 1 to 366 code for a protein of 121 amino acids. NCBI's taxonomy places the organism in Eukaryota, Fungi, Ascomycota, Eurotiomycetes, Onygenales, Arthrodermataceae. The record is from RefSeq and is a predicted model, not a curated record. The transcript has 4 exons.